GUUUUGGUCAGCGUGUGCGUCAGUAAACUGACAGCCAUUGUCGAAAGAGAACUUAUAGUUGUCAUCAGGGGUUGAGUCCUGUUGAAUGAAGAAUAACCUUUCAGAAUAUAUUAUCAGAUAUAAUUCAUUACCCAAGGAAAUGCAUUUUCCUUUGUGAUUCUUAUCGACACGUUGCCGACGAUAAGUCAGUGACAGCAUCACCCGGCGUCGGCUUUGAUCUGCCAAUGUAUUACUGACUGGCCAUUGUGAUAGAGAUCAAAGACAAACUAUCAAAUGUCUGGAUUGAUGUGCUCCCGCAUCCUCCAAAAAGCCGCAAGCUGCACGUUGUCAUUUAGUUGCAGUGCGUCUUUGCAGUGGAUGCAGAUCGGUGGUCGCUCAACAGCUGGGGCUUUAGGUGGGCGGUGCCUCUCAACUCGUCAGAAUAUGGACUUCCAGCUUAACCAGAUCCAAGUCAACAGCAUUUUACAAGCAAAUGAGCAGGCAGUGAGUAUCCCUUGGUUUGAUGGCAGAAGUCUCAGUGCUGUGAGAAAGUUUGAGAGCAACCAUCUUGCUGCCAACACACCUAAUGAGGACCGCCACGGUGCUGCCACCUGCCUACAGACGCCAGGAACGCUCUUCGGCGUGUUCGACGGCCACGGGGGCUGGGCCUGCGCCCAGGCGGUCAGCGAGCGGCUGCUGUCCUACGUCGCCAUAGCGAUGAUGUCCCUGCGGAGCCUGGAGGAGCUGGAGUGGCUGAUGGAGCAGGGCCGUCCGGUGCCGGCCGUCCUGCAGUGGUACAAACACCGAGGGGACGUCAGCUACCAGAAGUCGGCCUCCUUCUACAGAGAGCAGCUGCGGGUGUUCUGGCAGGAGCUGCUGGACCACGGGGAGCACAGCGACGGCAUGAGCCCAGCAGAAGCUAUGGACUAUGCCUUUAAACGACUAGACACGGACAUCUCUCUUGAGGCCCAAGUGCCCCUUUCCUCAGACCUGCUGAAGAGUACAGCCAUCCAGGUGGCGUUCACGGGCUGCACGGCGUGCGUGGCCCACCUGGACCUGGAGGGGAUCCACGUGGCCAACGCGGGCGACUGCAGGGCCGUGCUCGGGGUGCAGGAGGACGACGGCUCCUGGACCGCCCUGCCUCUGUCCCGGGACCACAACGCCCAGAACCCGGCCGAGCUGCAGCGCGUCCGGGCCAGACACCCCCCCUCGGAGACGGCCACGGUGGUCUCUGAAGACCGACUGCUGGGGGUCUUGAUGCCCCUGCGUGCCUUCGGCGACGUGAGCUUCAAGUGGAGCCGUGAGCUCCAGAGCAGCGUUCUGCAGACCCUGGAGUCGGGCGUGGACCUGGACUCCCUCAACAUGUACCACCACACGCCGCCCAACUACCUGACUCCUCCCUACCUGGACGCCGCGCCGGAGGUUCUGUACCACAAGCUCCGGCCCCAGGACCGCUUCCUCAUCCUAGGGUCCGACGGCCUCUGGGACGAGAUGGGGAGCCAGCAGGCCGUCCAACUGGUCGGAGAACAUCUCAGCGGGGUCCACCUGCAGGCCCCGGUGUCGGACCAGGGUCUGAAGCUGGGUCAGAUGCAGGACCUCCUGCAGAGACGCAGCGCUCGGGCCACGCGGCCCUCGGACCUCAACGCCGCCACGCACCUGAUCCGGCACGCCCUGGGCACCAGCGACCGCGGCCAGCUCUGCCCGGAGAGACUGGCGGCCAUGUUGGCCCUCCCGGAGGAGCUGGCCCGGAUGUACAGGGAUGACGUCACCGCCACCGUGGUGUACCUCAACUCGGACCUGAGCAAACCCCAGAAGAGCUAGGGGAGACCCGGUAGUCUCUCUACCAGACGGCCUCACGGGGUGGAGAGGACCGGAUCCUUCAGCACACACAGAGACGGUGUCCCAUCACGUUUUCUAGGAUAUUUCCUUUUAUUUUAACAGAUUGAUUUGUAUGUUAACAUGACAGUGGCGUGUUGUGUUUAUGUACGUGUGUAUUACACAAAUAUCUCGCCUAGCUUUAAUUGUUACCAUUGUAACAGAUUUGACACAGGUUGUUAUCAAGAUCCUUUUUUAAUUGUAAUAUACGUGUCAUCUAUGUGCAGACUUAAUUAGUUAAGGAGCCACAACAUUUGUGAGCCACGAUGCUCCAUCAACCUUUUACUGGGAUGAGACCAGUCCCUUAUGGCACAAAGAAACCAGAGCUGCCCGCUGUGAAGUGUGGCCACCAAAGAAUAUACUCAUGCGCGUUGGACCAUUUGAUACAAUUGGACAAUCAUUUUUCUUUUUUUAAUUAAAAAUGUUUACAGGAUAAGCUUUUAUCUAUUCCUUUUUUUGAGUUGUUUCAAUAAAGUAUGAACCAUAA
This is a messenger RNA of Gadus macrocephalus (Pacific cod), 2341 nucleotides long. RefSeq names its product putative pyruvate dehydrogenase phosphatase isoenzyme 2 (gene pdp2). The record is from RefSeq and is a predicted model, not a curated record. NCBI's taxonomy places the organism in Eukaryota, Metazoa, Chordata, Actinopteri, Gadiformes, Gadidae. Bases 274 to 1800 code for a protein of 508 amino acids. The transcript is spliced from 9 exons. Gene Ontology annotation, biological process: protein dephosphorylation. Gene Ontology annotation, molecular function: protein serine/threonine phosphatase activity; cation binding.